Triticum dicoccoides is the source of this 1285-nucleotide messenger RNA. RefSeq names its product F-box protein PP2-B10-like. The transcript has 2 exons. Lineage: Eukaryota; Viridiplantae; Streptophyta; Magnoliopsida; Poales; Poaceae. Bases 119 to 1012 code for a protein of 297 amino acids. The record is from RefSeq and is a predicted model, not a curated record. Gene Ontology annotation, molecular function: protein binding.
GCCACAACGCAACGCCAACAUACAGCAUACAUACGCCGCGAGUUGCCCGCCCCGCGCCCCGCUGCUUUCUCCACUCCAAAUUUCCAAUACUCAGGCAGGCAGGCGGCUGCUAGAUACGAUGGGCAGCCACGCGGGUGGCACGGAGACGGCGGAGGAGAGGACGCGGGUGUGCGACCUCCCGGAGGCGUGCGUGGCGCACGUGAUCGCGCUCACCUCCCCGCGGGACGCCUGCCGCUGCGCCGCCGUCUCGCCCUGCUUCCGCGACGCCGCCGGCUCCGACGUCGUCUGGGCGCGCUUCCUCCCGCCGGACUACCUCCAGCUGCACCAGGCGCCGGCCCGGCGAUUCCCGCUCUCGCGCUCCGCCUCCACGGCCUCGGCGGGGGCGGCGGCGUCGACCAAGAAGGAGACCUACCUCGGGCUCACCGACGCGGCCGUGCUGGUGGACGGCGGCGGCAUGGCCGUGUGGCUGGCCAAGGAGAGCGGCGCCAAGUGCGUGGCGAUCUCGGCGAGGAGGCUCAGCCUGCCGUGGGACGACGGCGAGUUCAGCUGGACGUGGACGCCCCACCCGCUCUCCAGGUUCGCGGAUGUGGCCCAGCUGGUGGACUGCACGUGCUUCGACAUCUACGGCCGACUCCCGACCGCCGCGCUCACGCCGGCCACCGCCUACACAGCGUACCUCGUCUUCACCACCGAAGACACCCACCGUGGCCUGAGCUUUCCGGACCAGGAGACCACCGUCAGCGUGGGCGGCAGCGCUCCGUCGCGCCAUGCCGUGUGCCUCCGCCCCGACCCCACUGAUGCGCGUAGGUUCAGAGACAGCAAAGGUACGGACGACGUCCACGUAAGGGGGCCGGUGCUGCGCGGCGAUGGAUGGUGGGAGGUGGAGAUGGGGCGGUUGCGCACCCGCGACGAGGCAGUGGUGGGGGAGGAGGUGGCGGUGAGCUUCGAGAUACUGGGGUGGUACCCCAAGCGCGGGCUCAUCGUGGAAGGCAUCGAGUUCAGGCCCAUCUGAUCGAUCCUAGCUAGAGACCUCAAGUUAUGUUUGUACGCUGAAUAUCGGUUCAUCUCGUCGAUGAGCGAGCGCAUGCAUGUGCGUCUAGUUUGUGAGUAGUAAAUUGGACAACUUUGUUGACACAUUUCCAGAGCAUGUGUCUAGUGAUGCCAUGGACAUAAUCGGUGUAGGUGGUGUUUGGCUCAGGUGGAUUCUGAAAAAGCUUAUGCGAGCAGUGAGCUGUGAAGAAAUAAUUGUGAGCUAAGAACGAAAGCUGAAAGCCGUUUGGUUGAA